Molecule: messenger RNA, 2303 nt
Organism: Seriola aureovittata
Lineage: Eukaryota; Metazoa; Chordata; Actinopteri; Carangiformes; Carangidae
Product: thiamine transporter 1-like
Exons: 5
Coding region: 6-1433 (475 amino acids)
Biological process (GO): vitamin transport; transmembrane transport
Cellular component (GO): plasma membrane
Molecular function (GO): vitamin transmembrane transporter activity
Source: RefSeq, a predicted model, not a curated record
GAACGAUGGGUUUUUGCUGGAGCGGGGAGUGUGGCAACAGGCCUUGCCGGGCAGGCCAUUAUAUGCCCUGCCAUGCUGGAUGGGUGGGCCCCACUGUGCUGCUCUGCAUCUAUGGUUUCUGCUCCAUGAUGAGGCCCAUAGAGCCCUUCCUGACAGAGUUUCUCACGGGAACUUGUAAGAAUCUCACCACCGAGCAGGUGACUAGACAGGUGUAUCCUGUGUGGACGUACUCCAGCUUGCUUCUCCUCAUCCCAGUCCUCCUGGUGACAGACUUCCUCAGGUACAAGCCCGUAAUCAUCCUCCAGGGACUCAGCUAUGUCAUAGCAUUUCUUCUGGUACUAGUUGGCUCGGGGGUCCCCUCGACUCAGUUGGCCCUUUUCAGCUACAGCAUUGCCACGGCGGCAGAUGUGGCCUAUUUCUCCUACAUUUACAUCGUGGUCCACGCCAGCUACUAUCAGAGAGUGACCAGUUAUGUCAGAGCGUCAAUACUGCUGGGCUACUCUGUGGGUGGCCUGCUUGGUCAACUGCUAGUGUCUUUGGGUGGAGUGUCCUUGUACUGCUUAGCGUUUGUGACUCUCAUCUCUGUCUCCAUAGCACUGAUUACCUCCUUUUUCCUGCCCAUGCCCAAAACCAGUUUAUUUCUUAACGGAACAUAUUCUGCACAACAGAGAAACUCAGAUGAGGAUGAUCACAACUCAGAAAGUGAGGACUCUGACAACAGAGUGAAGAGCAGAAUGGCUGCAAAGCAUAUUGGGAGGAUGUUCAGGAGGCUCAUACUGGACUUCAAGACGUGUUAUUCUUCUGCGGCCCUGCUCUUCUUCUGCAUAUGGGCGGCUACAGGCAGGUGCGGCUUCUACCAGGUGUCAGGCUACGUCCAGCUCCUCUGGGUUUACAUCCAGCCACAGAACGUAACAGCCUACAACGGAGGGGUGGACGCCAUCAGCACAUUGACAGGAGCUGCAGCCACAGUUGCCGUGGGCCACAUGUCCCUGGAGUGGUCUGUGUGGGGGGAACUGAUCCUUGGGGGUUUCACGCUCCUGAUCGCUGGGUCUGUAUUCCUGAUGGAUCUGACUGACAACAUCUGGAUCAGCUACACAUGCUACAUCCUCUUCAAAACUGUUUACAUGCAGCUCAGCACCAUCUGCACGUUUCAGAUCGCCAAGGCACUGAACAGAAAGCGCUAUGCGUUGGUAUUCGGCGUCAACAGUUUUGUGGGCACAGUCCUCCAGAGUGUCCUCACCGCCAUCGUCAUCAACACCAAGUCUCUCCAGCUCACCAUCACCUCCCAGUUUUUCAUCUACGCCUCGUACUUUGCUGUUAUUGCCCUGCUGUUCACAGUCAGAGGUGUGUAUACUGUGCUCCACAUGAAGCGGCCCGCUGCAGGGAACCAGGCAGAGAGAGCCACCAACCUGCCAGAAGAGUCCCAUCCGUGAAGGACUCUCUGAGAACAUACAGAUUUUUAUUAACUCCCACAACAACUAAUCAGCAUACUACAUCAGCAGCAAUCAGCACCAACAGAAAAAAACACACUGUAUGUACAUGCACAUCAAGACAUUCAAUCCAUCGCAGAGUGAUUCAUUUGUUUUUCAGUCUGUCAUCAGCAGGUUUUAACUAAUCGAUUCUGCAAACGUGAUGUGACUCAGACAGUGAGAGCGCAAUUCCUACGUAUUGCCACAAGAGGACACUACCUGCACAAUAUAAAACAACAAGAAUCCUACAGGGCAGCUUUGAGGUGGUUCAAUCUCAACAGACAUAUGUUAGCUCAUUAUUCUGUAUGCAGGUAUUUCAUAAAUUGUAUGCCAAAAGAAAUACCUGAGUAUCAGCCGUCACAAAUGUUGGACAUUCAGUGAUAUGGGGCUUGGGGGCUUCUCUCAAGCACUUCUCAUUUAGCAUAAUGGUUGUGAAGCAACAUUUGGUAAGUCAGGUAAAUUACAACCAGGGCAUUGCAGUAACUCACUUGCUAAAUCACACAGUGAAUACUGUAGACAGAUUGCCCGUUCAGUAGAAACUCCCAAGGAUCUAAUUUAUAAUUUCAAUAUAAAUACUUUUUUUUAAAAGAUAUCAUAUUUAUAGGCUAUACAUAUGUUUAAAUAAUGUAUGAAAAAUAACACUUAUUACUGAUUUAGUUAUAUGGUUUUCAUUUUUACCACAUGAAUUGUGCUCACUUUUAUAUGUAAAUAUGUCAGAUCAACAAAGGCUGUGAUGUUUUUAUGCCUGUUUGUUUGUUAAUUGAUGUAAAAAAGAUCAAUAAAAGAUGUGCUUUAAAAAAUCCACAAACACAAUCAAUACUGAAGGCACAAUCA